Molecule: messenger RNA, 4526 nt
Organism: Epinephelus fuscoguttatus (brown-marbled grouper)
Lineage: Eukaryota; Metazoa; Chordata; Actinopteri; Perciformes; Serranidae
Gene: crlf3
Product: cytokine receptor-like factor 3
Exons: 9
Coding region: 118-1455 (445 amino acids)
Molecular function (GO): protein binding
Source: RefSeq, a predicted model, not a curated record
UUUUGGACUUGAGCAAAACUUGGGCAUAUCUAGCGGUGGUGUGGCGGCGGCUACGAGCUGAUUUACAAUUUUCGGGAGUAAAUGGCCACCAGAAAGCACUAAACAGGAGGCGGGAGGAUGUCUGCGGAGGUGGACUUGUUGCUGCAGGAGGCGAAAGAAAGCAUUGAGGCGGCUCAGAACUACCGGAGUGAACUCCAGCAGCGCCUGCAUGGCCUCAACCAGGCCCGCAAACAGGUUCGAGGCAGCUCAGGUCAGGCCCGUGAGGCCCUUCGGCGGCACUUCACAGAGCUGCAGGCAGCAGCCAGUCGGCUGCUGACGGAACGAUUGGCCAUCCUACUGGCUGAGGUGGACGCCAUCGAGGCAGACAGCGUCAAACCGCUUGAUGACUGCCAGAGCCUCAUUGAGCAUGGGGUGGGCCAGGCAGAUGAGCUGCUGAGAGAGGGGGAAGCAGCUCUGCGUUGUGGUCUCGGGGAGAAGGAGGACAAACUGGGCAGUUUCACCAAGAAGGCCAUGCACAUCCAACUGGACAGCCUACCAGAGGUACCAGCAUUGGUGGACGUGCCUUGUGUUUCAGCCCAACUUGAUGAUUCCUUGCUGGGUCUGCUGAGGGACAGGGUGUCCCGCCUUGGCUCCGUAUCCUCCCACCCGCCCGUCCAGAUAGAAGAGCUGCAGGAGAGGCCCGGCAGCAUCCUGGUCCGCUGGUGUAAGGUGGAUGAGGACUUUGCAGCAGCAGAUUAUCGGCUGCAGUACCGGCGCUCUGGCAGUGGGGGGAGCCAGUAUGAGGAUGCCUACAUCGGUCGGGACUGCGAGUUCCUGGUUCUCCACCUUGACCCUCACACCGAUUAUCUGUUCAAGGUCUGCGCUCGCGGGGAGGGUCGCACUGAGUGGAGCCCUUGGAGCGUCCCGCAGACGGGAUACACCACACUCACACCGCAUGAGUGGUGUCCAGGCACUGAGGGCUACAUCCUGAGCAGCAGGAGAAACAUCGCUCUGCGCAAUGACUCCUCCCAGUCGUGCUGCCCAGUCCUCUACUCCAAUGCGCCCACCUACUUCUGUGGCCAGACACUCACCUUCAAGAUGUCUGCAGCAGGUCAGAUGGAUCGGAGGGACUGUCUGGGUGUGUGUGUCGACAGCAAGAAGGAGGCAGAGUCACUUCAGAGAGACCAGGCCGUCUGCAUUUCCACCAAUGGUGCUGUAUUUGUUAAUGGUAAAGAGAUGACCAACCAGCUGCCUGCCAUCACUGUGGGCUCCACUGUGACCUUUGACAUGGAAGUGGUCAACCUGUUUCCUAUCAGCAACAACAACCUGAGCGAGGGGGGCAACUUCAAGCUGAGGGUGACCAUCGGCUCAGGGAGUCGGGAGGUGGUGUUUGAUUGGCUGGUGGACCAGGCGGUUGACUGCCUCUUCUUCGGCUGCUCUUUCGUCCACUCCGGCUGGAAAGUGCUCGUCUAUUAAUGGAUCCUUAAAUCUGCUGGAGCCGAGGAGUCGUCGUCACACAGGCUCGGUUACCUCGAGUUUAAACAUUUCUCUUCUGUUGUUCUUCCCGUCACACCUGAGCCCCCUGCAGGGUGCAGAGUCCAGAAAUAAUCACUCAUUUCUUCACAGAAUUUCCCCAACAACCGUUAUUUCAAACAAGUUUUGCAAAGUAGUAGCUACAAAUAAUACUCAUCUGUAUGUCUGACUGCAUCUGAGAGCGUUGCUGCCUCUCUGGGAGGAAAUGUGAUCCAUCGUAAUGAUUCCAGACUCUUUGUAAAACCCUGUCAGUGUUUCAAUCUUUUCCACAGCUCUGAUGCUCCACUGUACAUGUGAACCAACAUAUCAUCAACCUAAAUGAUCUCGCUCUUUUUCAGUGUUCAGAGAACCACGUUGAAGAAGUGAUAUUUGUGUCUGCCACAGCUUCUUGGCUCUUAGUUUGAUUCUGGGGCCUUCUUACGAGGUUGGCUAUUGUUUACAGCUUUGUUUUUUAUGUGGCAUCUUCCCUCGCUGUGGGGAGUUUUAGUUGGCUGUUGAUCUAUGCAUUGUCUUAAUUUAGUAACAGUUUGACACCCUGUAGAUGUAAACCACAGCCAGCCAGGACACACACUGUUCUUAGGAGGCCACAAGAUAAUAGUUUAGUUUUUAUCUUUUGUUUGUUCUUUUGGGAGCAGCAGGAGAGCAGACAGAAACGUUACAAUCUGCCAAAGCUGCUGCUAUUUUUUUUAUUUGUUUAUCUUAAAAAUAACCUGUCACUGUGAAAAUCACACCUCCUUUUUUAUUUUUCUUUGCCUUCUAAACUUGUUCAUCAGAAGUUUAAAGGGACAGUUCACCAAAAACACAAACCAGCCUGAGUGUUAUCUGUCUGUCUGGGGUUUUGGGGUGAACCUCUCAGAGGUUUGGAGAACCAUAGUGACAGCACAUGAAGCCAUCUCGUCUCACAAAAUACGGCUGCGUUUGUCUCUUUGCUCUGAAACAAAAGUUGCUGUUUUGUCUCCUGAAUUUACCUGGUAAUAUAUUAUUUUCACAUCUUCAUAUUUCAGCUUGCUUACAAGUCUGUGGCACUGUGACACACCUUACCUCUGAGCCAAUCAGAAGCCUGAGAAAUGGGUGUUAAAAAAAACUGUUGUUUUAAAAAAACUGACUGUUGACAAUAAGAGCAGAGGCUGAAAAUUUCAGAUAUUUACGUCUUGCUGGGACAAGUUUUGUGCUGCUUGUUGCUCCCAAAACUCAACUCUGAAACUGAAAGCAGUGUCUCUUCAAAUGUCAUGACACAGGGCCUCUCAACAGUCACCCUGUUAUUUUAUAUUUAUCUUUAGAUUGUGACAAAAGUACGUCAUCAUCUUAACGGAACAAAGUCGUCAAGUUGUAUUUGUUAAUAGUGGAAAAUAUGAGUGAUUACAUUUGGAAAGAGACGUUGUUUUUGAGUUUUCAGUUGUUAGCGUCAGACUUAGCUACAGGCUGAGCUGUGUUUUUUGGCUGAACUGUCACCUUUAAAAUAAUCAAGCUGUUACUUUGAAUAAUUUUAGCUUUUUGCAUUGACAAUCCUAACAGUAUUCACACAACCUGCCGCAGCAGUGGGAGGAUGAGAGUUAGCGUGUUAGCUGCAUGUAUGAUUUGAUGGUUAUCGAUCAACCUGUGAGGAACUAAUCAGCCUCGUGGUCUAGUUUACACAGUCUGACUCAUCAUUACUGAAUGUGGCUGCUGUUAAUUAAUGUGAGGACCUGAGUUAACCUCUUCUGUCAAGGUGAUGUAGAAAGAUGUUUGACCUGAAAACAGAAUAACAUGGAUAAAGUUUCAGAUCAAACAGGAAGUUGUAGUUCUUCUUUUUUGGUUAAGAUUAAUUUUGUGGAACAUUUUAAAUGUGUAUAACCAACAGUGUCCUAUUUUGUCCAUCCAACAGUCAAAUAAACCCCAAAUAUUCUAUUAAUAGUGAUGUAAACGGAGACGUCUGAGAGAGCUCUUACAGAGAGUAUUUGACAUUUUUGUAUGAAAAAGUACUCUGAUUAAUCAGUGAUCAGUUAAUUGACUAAUUUCAGCAAUUAAGUCUCAUGACAGAGGCAUUCUGUUUUAAAGGAAUAGUUUGACAUUUUGGGAUGUCACUGCUUAUGGCCAUUGGCAGACAAUAAACACUUCCAUGUAAAACCCCAUAUUGUUUUUACAUCCCUGUUGUUGUGCGAAUAAAAUAAACAAGAUGUGUCGUCUCUUUUAAACUUCGUACAGAACCAGGCUAGCAGUUUCCCCCCGUUUCCACUCUCUAUGCUAAGCUAAGCUAAGCUAAGCUAAGCUAAUCGCCUUCAGGCUCCAGCUCACAAACAUGGUGUCAAUUGUCUCAUCUCACUCUUAGCAAGAAAACAAAUUUGUGUAUUUCCCCAGAAUCUGUGAACUAUUCCCCUAACGACAAAGAUGUUAUUCUGUCGUGGCAUCACAUACUGUCUAGGAUUAGAACGUCUCUGACUCUGGUACAUCAGGAUGAUCCAUCAUGGCUGUCUGCCAUUAUUUAUGUGACUUUCACGAAUGUAUACUGCCGUCAGUUUUAUUCUUUAUCUUUGGUCCGUCUGGUGGAGUGAAGGCCUUCAACAAUGAUGCUGCAACAUUAACAGUUAUUGAAAAACAUGUUCCAAUUUCUAACAGUUUUAAUGUCUUGACAACAUAUCUGAUUUUAUGAAAUCCAUGUGGAUGUUUUCUCCUUGUGCCAAUUUUAAAUGACAGUAUCAGUGGAUGUUUGUCCUGCACACACAGUGGACUGUUAACCAACAUUCUUCAGAGAUGUGUCCUUUUCCCGUUCUCAGCUGCUCUGAGGUCAGUGCUUUGUCUUUGUGGAGGACACUGGAUGGGUCCAGUUGAUGGUACAGAUUUCCUGAAACCAGUGAACAGAAGUCUUACUGUAUCUUUUUCCUGCCUGAAGGAGAGUGAACUGGUGUCUGAAACACACUGAAGCAAACUGUGUUUCUAAACGUUUUGACAGUGAAAACAGUGACAUCUGCUGGUAUUUGUUUCAAUGCUGUUAUCUUGGAUAUUUUGUUCAAUAAAGGUCAAAUUGUGUCAACAGA